AUGGAAGACAUAUCGUUCGCCGCAUUUGCAGCUGCAGAAGCGUCCACAUUCGCAGCAACCGCGGCCAGAGAAGCAGCAGCCGCUGCCACUGUAGCAGCCAACGCCGCCACAUUAGCUGAAGCCGCGGACGCGUCGAAAGCGGCCAAUAUAUCGGCCUCGAUAGCGGUAACCGCAGCCGCCACAGCAGCAGCUGCCGCCGAAGCGUUAGCGGAAAUCGUGGCUGAAGCAAUACUGAUUGAAGAAGAGCUGUUGUCCGAUCGCACAGCAGCUGCCGCAUAA
Rhopalosiphum maidis (corn leaf aphid) is the source of this 279-nucleotide messenger RNA. RefSeq names its product antifreeze protein Maxi-like. Lineage: Eukaryota; Metazoa; Arthropoda; Insecta; Hemiptera; Aphididae. The transcript has a single exon. The coding region runs from base 1 to 279 and encodes 92 amino acids. The record is from RefSeq and is a predicted model, not a curated record.